This is a messenger RNA of Entamoeba invadens IP1, 738 nucleotides long. RefSeq lists its product as hypothetical. The coding region runs from base 1 to 738 and encodes 245 amino acids. The transcript has a single exon. The record is from RefSeq and is a predicted model, not a curated record. Lineage: Eukaryota; Evosea; Mastigamoebida; Endamoebidae.
AUGACAUCGAACAAAUUCUAUAUCACUUUAGACGCCGAAGAGAACACCGUGUUUAUGAAGAAACAAGAUGGUGUACUCAUGACGGAUUCGAGUCAGAAUAAGACACGAAGUGUCUUUGAAGUUGAACGAGUUGAUGACCCCCCGUUGGGGUUCUACUUGAAAUCAGGUGGGACGUACUUCUAUCGCUGUAAACACGGACCUUUGAUAGUUGCGUCUGAAAAGUCGAAGGCGGACAUCUUUGAAUACGACUUUGAAACGAAGUUGUUGGUAGUAGUGAGACCCGAAGGGAAGUUUGUCUGCAGUUUUCGGGACGAUGUGCUCUUUGGCGACGACAUCUUGAAGAUCGACUUCUCGACAACGUACCCGUCUGUCGAAAUAGGAGGAAGUAGCUUCUUCUUCUUGAUCUCGUCGUUGCCCAGUAACAGAAGUGCUUUUGGCCUUUUCUUGUCUCCUAUCAGUACACAAGCCAAUGUCGUCCUCCGUCAAGGAAAAUAUGGCGAAGAGACUUUCGUGUGUAUGAAGGACAUGGAGUCCGAGAGAAAGAUGUUUCUCUCACGAAAUAAGACUGAACUCAAUGUCACUAUAUUUAAGGAGAACGCCGAAAAGUUCACCGUCAAGGACAAAACCCCUUUCUUCUGGGUCAAUCGGAAGUUUUUACCUUUAAUAGCGGGUGAACAGUCCGUUAAGGGGUAUCAGGUCGCUUUUCCUUUGAACUUCUUUAAUUUCCACCCUCUCUAA